Capsella rubella is the source of this 1660-nucleotide messenger RNA. RefSeq names its product protein DETOXIFICATION 14-like. The transcript has 7 exons. Lineage: Eukaryota; Viridiplantae; Streptophyta; Magnoliopsida; Brassicales; Brassicaceae. Gene Ontology annotation, cellular component: membrane. Gene Ontology annotation, molecular function: antiporter activity; xenobiotic transmembrane transporter activity. The record is from RefSeq and is a predicted model, not a curated record. Gene Ontology annotation, biological process: xenobiotic detoxification by transmembrane export across the plasma membrane. The coding region runs from base 93 to 1538 and encodes 481 amino acids.
AAAAGUAGUACAAAGAAUCUCAGUAAAGACUCUGAAUCAAAUCUCAAGAUCUCAAACGAAGACACAGAGAAGGAAGAAGAGGACUGGAUUCGAUGGAGAAAGGCUUGCUCGUGGUAAACCAUGGAGAAGAAGUAAACCAGAAAGAUAGGUUUUUGCGGGAGAUGAAGAAGCUUGGUUACAUCGCUGGUCCUAUGGUUGCGGUGAACUCGUCUACGUAUUUUCUUCAGGUGAUAUCGAUAAUGAUGGUUGGUCAUCUCGGUAAGCUUUAUCUCUCGAGCACCGCUAUUGCCGUUUCUUUCUGCAGCGUCACCGGUUUUAGUCUCGUUUUUGGAUUGGCUAGUGCGUUGGAGACUUUAUGUGGUCAAGCACAUGGAGCUAAACAAUUCGAAAAGCUUGGAGUUCAUACCUACACUGGGAUCUUCUCUUUGUUUCUUGUGUGUAUUCCUUUGUCUGUGCUAUGGACUUACAUGGGUGAUAUACUCUCUGCCAUUGGACAAGAUCCUCUGGUUGCUCAAGAAGCUGGAAGGUUUGCAACUUGGCUCAUACCCGCGCUUUUUGGUUAUGCUACUUUGCAGUCACUUGUUCGGUUUUUCCAAGCGCAGAGUCUGAUUUUGCCGCUGAUUAUGAGCUCAAUCUCUGCUCUCUGUGUCCACAUUGUUCUCUGCUGGAGCUUAGUCUUUAAGUUUGGGCUAGGGAGCCUGGGUGCAGCUAUAGCGAUCGGUGCUUCUUAUUGGUUAAAUGUAACCGUGCUUGGAUUAUACAUGAUGUUUUCUUCCAGCUGUAGCAAGAGCCGUGCACCCAUCUCCAUGAGUGUGUUUAAAGGAAUGGGAGAGUUUUUCCGGUUUGGAAUCCCAUCUGCCUCUAUGAUUUGCCUUGAGUGGUGGUCAUUCGAGUUUCUAGUCAUGCUCUCUGGAAUUUUACCGAAUCCGAAGCUAGAAACCUCUGUUCUCUCAGUCUGUCUAUCAACUCAGUCCUCCUUGUACCAAAUACCAGAGAGUCUUGGCGCAGCAGCAAGUACAAGAGUAGCAAACGAAUUAGGGGCUGGAAACCCGAAACAAGCUCGAAUGGCGGUUUACACAGUGAUGGUUAUAACAUGUGUAGAAUCAAUAAUGGUGAGUGCAAUAGUAUUUGGUGCAAGAAACGUAUUUGGUUACCUAUUCAGCUCUGAAACAGAAGUUGUGGAUUACGUAAGAUCAAUGGCUCCACUGGUUGCUUUAUCAGUCAUAUUCGAUGCCCUUCACGCGGUUCUCUCGGGUGUAGCUAGAGGAUCAGGGAGGCAAGAUAUAGGGGCUUAUGUAAACCUAGCUGCUUACUAUCUAUGUGGUAUACCAACUGCUAUUAUAUUAGCUUUUAGGUUUGAAAUGGGAGGAAGAGGACUCUGGAUUGGGAUCACAGUUGGGUCUUUUGUACAAGCGGUUUUGCUCGGUCUUAUUGUCAUCCUCACCAACUGGAAACAAGAGGCGAGAAAAGCUAGAGGAAGAGUGAUGGGUGAGGAAUUUAAUGAGAAAGAUAGUGAAGAACAUGAAGACAACAGCUAAAUCAAGACAGUACUAAUCAUGUCAUUAAUGUUGUGAUUUACUUCAUUAGUUAGAAGAUCUCUCUGUUGUUGUUGUUUUCACUUUUCAGUUUCACUUAUAGUAAUAAAGAAUUGAUUGGUGCA